AUGGGACUUGGGACUCUGCCAUUGACCCCUUCUUAUAGCAGUUUUUCUCCAAAGUCAGGACUCAUGCAUGACACUACUAAUUGCAGCAGAGUCAAUAGAAGCAUAAAGUUCAGGGUUUCAGCCAAACAAGAGAAGCAAGAAGAGAAUAAGCAAAAACAAUCCUUAUUUAGCAGUGUGACCGAGGCUCUUGAUUUUUCUCAAGUGAGAUCCGCAGAGGAUGCUCAGCUUAUAGAAGAGGCCAGAGAAGCCACAAGAUCCGGAAAAAGGAUGAGCAGGGAACAGUAUGGAGCUCUUAGAAGGAAAAUUGGUGGUACAUACAAGGAUUUUUUCAAAUCUUACGUAGAAGUGGACGGGGCAUAUGUUGAAGAGGGGUGGGUUGACAAAACAUGCAAGGUAUGCAAAAAGGACACCAGAGGGGAGGAAAGGCAAGUGGACAACUUUGGAAGAUAUGCUCAUGUAGCAUGCUUAGAGAAGUCCAAAGCAGGGAACUUCUUUACCAGAUUGUUCUCUUCAUAA
This is a messenger RNA of Sphenostylis stenocarpa, 516 nucleotides long. The record is from the annotation of a GenBank genome assembly. Lineage: Eukaryota; Viridiplantae; Streptophyta; Magnoliopsida; Fabales; Fabaceae.